AUCAUUGUCAAAAUGGCGGACGGAGGCGUCGAUAUAGAUUUGUACGCUGACGAUAUAGAAUCGGAUUUUAAUAGACAGGAUGAGUUCGGAGGUGAGAAUGUGGAUCUGUACGACGACGUAAUUUCUGCGCCAGCAUCGAAGCCAGAGGAAGGAGAUGGACCGCCGAAUGCCCCGCCGUCGCAGCAUCCUCCGGAGGAGACCAACGGCAACGCUCCUUAUCACAACUCGCACCACGGGCAUCACCGCCGGGCACAGCUUUACGUCGGAAAUCUCACUUGGUGGGCAACCGACCAAGACAUAGCGAACGCGGUCGCUGAUGUGGGUGUGACCGAUUUCCAAGAUGUCAAGUUCUUCGAGAACAGAUCCAAUGGCCAGUCCAAGGGCUUCUGCGUCAUUUCCCUGGGCUCUGAACCGUCUCUCAGGAUGGUCCUGGACCGUCUGCCAAAGAAAGAAAUUCAUGGACAACACCCGGUUGUCACUCUGCCUACUAAACAGGCGUUGAACCAGUUUGAGAGUCAGUCUAAGACGAGGUCCACGCCACCCGGGCCCAACAACCCCGGCAUGCGCGGGCCUCCCCACCCAGGCGGUCCGCCCGGACCGCAUCCAGGAGAUUUCUUCGGCCCCGGCCCCAACGGCCCCGGUCCCAACGGGCCCCGCAUGAUGAUGCCGGGCGGCGGCGGCCACCACCAGAUGCGCGGGCCCCCUCCCGGGCCUCCCCACCACAUGCAACACCAGGGCCCGCCCCCGCACCAUAUGCAGCACCAAGGCCCGCCGCCGCAUCAGGGGCCGCCGCCGCACCGCCCACCAAUGCAACAGGGUCCGCCGCCUCACCACAUGCAGCACGACGGACAGGGACCGCCGCACAGACCCCCAAUGCAGUUCCAAGGGCCACCGCAGAUGCAGCGGCCCGGGCCGGGCGGGCCCCGUCCGGGCCCGGGCCCGGAGUGGGGCCCGCGCGGGCCGCCGCACCACAUGCAGCCGCAGGGGCCCCCGCAGCAGUACGGGCCCCCACAGCACCAGAUGCCGCAUCAAAUGCCGCCCCCGCACCAGCCGGGGCCGGGCGGCAUGCCGCCGCACCACCAGAUGCACGGCGGCCCGGGCGGCCCCGGCCCGCGGCCGCCGCUGCCGCAGCACCCAGGCGUGGGCCCGGGUGCUCCGGCGCCGCACGUGAACCCCGCGUUCUUCAACCAGCAGCCGCAGCCCGCGCCCGGCCCGCAGCCGCCGCCGCAGCAGCAGCCCCCAGGUCCCGGCGCGCCGUACGGGCACGGGCCGCACGCGCCGCCCGCGCAGGGCCCGCCGCCCGGCGCGCGAGUGCAGCCCUACGGCCGGCCACCGCAGAGCUACCCGCCGAGCGCGGAGCCGGCGCGCGCGCCGCCGCUGGGCGCGCACGCGCACGCGCCGCUGCACGCGCCGCUGGCGCCCGCCAUCAGCGAGGCCGAGUUCGAGGAGGUGAUGUCGCGCAACCGCACCGUCUCCUCCAGCGCCAUCGCGCGCGCCGUCUCCGACGCCGCCGCCGGCGAGUACGCCUCCGCCAUCGAGACGCUCGUCACCGCCAUAUCGCUCAUCAAGCAGAGCAAGGUGGCCCACGACGACCGCUGCAAGAUCCUCAUCUCGUCGCUGCAGGACACUCUGCACGGCGUGGAGACCAAGUCGUACAGCAGCACGGAGCGGCGCCGCUCCCGCUCCCGCGAGCGCGAGGCGCGUGCGCACCACCGCGCGCCGCGCCGCCGCGAGCGCUCCGCCUCCCGCUACCGCGACCGCUCCCGGGACCGCGAGGACCGCGACAGGUAUAGGGAAAGGUCGAGGGAGCGUGAUCGCGACCGUGAUGCGUACUACAGGGAUUACCGCGAGCGCGAGCGUGACCGCUCCCGCUCUCGCGACCGCGAACGCGCCGACCAUUACAACCGCGGACACAGCCGGGAAGAAAGGCCGCGCAAGUCGCCCGUGGAGGCGGCUGCGGAUGGCGGCGCGGGCGACGCGCCCAGCAGCAAGCGCAGCGCCGCGGCGCCCUACUACGACGAGCGCUACCGCGAGCGCCGCGACCGCGACCCGCCGCCCGCCGACCGCGACCGAGAGCGCGACCACCGCCGCGACGCGCGCCACUAGCCACAGACACCGGGGAAACUAAUCGCGCCCGAU
This is a messenger RNA of Cydia amplana, 2139 nucleotides long. It is a transcript of the gene Cpsf6, whose product is annotated as cleavage and polyadenylation specificity factor subunit 6. NCBI's taxonomy places the organism in Eukaryota, Metazoa, Arthropoda, Insecta, Lepidoptera, Tortricidae. The record is from RefSeq and is a predicted model, not a curated record. Gene Ontology annotation, molecular function: mRNA binding. Gene Ontology annotation, cellular component: mRNA cleavage and polyadenylation specificity factor complex. Bases 13 to 2106 code for a protein of 697 amino acids. The transcript has 15 exons. Gene Ontology annotation, biological process: mRNA alternative polyadenylation.